This is a messenger RNA of Paramecium pentaurelia, 998 nucleotides long. The record is from the annotation of a GenBank genome assembly. NCBI's taxonomy places the organism in Eukaryota, Ciliophora, Oligohymenophorea, Peniculida, Parameciidae.
AUGAAAAUUCAAAGAAGAAGUUUAGCAAAGGAAAUCAAAGCCUAACGUCCUUUAUUCUUUAAGUAUCAAUUAUUAUUUAUAAAGUUAAUCAGGUGUUUCUCCCAUAUGCACCAAAUUAUAUUCGUAAUAAUUGAAGGAUUUAAAAAAUGUUGAAUCCUAUGUUAAACUUAGAUCAAUUAAAUGUGAUAAGAGUAUAUCAUUGCUAAAUUGUUCUAAAUAAAUAUGUAGAAUAGAUGAAUCAAUGCCUUAAGUUAAAUGUAAUACUCAAACAAGAAUUAAUAAUCCUAACGAAGUUAGACUUUUUAUUCUAUUUUUAGUCUCGAAUACUAACUAGAUAAGUGAUAAAAGAUUGUUAAGAAAAAAGAAAAGAAAAAUAUUAAAGUUUAGAUGAAUCAUUCAAAAAUUUAUAUCUAUUUUAAGAUAAGUAUUCUGAAAAAUACUAAAAUUAUCUCAACAAACACAUUGAAGAUUCCAUAUAAUUAAAAGAAUCAAUUUCAUUUAAUUUAGAUAGACUAUCAAAAUAAUAACUAUAUUUGAAGUUAAAAGAUCUGUAUUUUAUAUAUUAUAAAUCCUUAGAAAUAAAAAUUUAAAUGUCAAUUCAAAAUAAGAAUAUUGUGAUCCAUAAAAAUUUAAUUUAAUGGAAGUACUUAAUCAUAAUAAAAAUCUAGAUAACAUUACGUAGUACUGUAGAACCAAGUAUAACAGAUAUCUCUCCCUUAACUAUUUGUGAUGAUACAGAUAAUAAUAAGAUGAAAGAUAAACUAAAAUUGUUGGUUUCCCCUUAAAAUUUUGAAUAAAAUCAUAGAAAAAGACAAUUAACACUUCCUUACUUUUCAAAAAAUCAACUUAAUUUACGAUUAAAUUAAAUUAAUGAUGGAAAUUCUGAUAGUCAAAAUCUUACAUCAACUCAAACAAGCAAUAUUAAUUCGUUAAUGAGAAAUAAAUCUUAUCUCUAUAGUAGAGAAAUAAAAAGAAUUCACAUUCAAACUGAAUGCUGA